Corythoichthys intestinalis (scribbled pipefish) is the source of this 2103-nucleotide messenger RNA. RefSeq names its product mitochondrial import receptor subunit TOM70-like. The record is from RefSeq and is a predicted model, not a curated record. Gene Ontology annotation, molecular function: protein binding; transmembrane protein transporter activity. Gene Ontology annotation, cellular component: mitochondrial outer membrane. Lineage: Eukaryota; Metazoa; Chordata; Actinopteri; Syngnathiformes; Syngnathidae. The transcript has 13 exons. Gene Ontology annotation, biological process: protein import into mitochondrial matrix; protein insertion into mitochondrial inner membrane. The coding region runs from base 215 to 1882 and encodes 555 amino acids.
AGGGGCGAGUAGUGCGUCCUCAUUGAGUACGAAUAUUUAUAUAAGAACACAAAUAUUUUAUAUACAAACACGAUUGUGUAAAUACGACAACAAAUCUUUUUGUCCCAUAUCUCCCUCCAUCAUCUCAUAUCCCAGAGUUCCUCAUGGCGCAUGUGAUAAAGAAGACGACUGGCCCAGUGCUGCUGACUAGCUAGCCACACCAGGGUUUCUCAUCAUGGCUGCAUCCAAGCUAAUCGAGCCGCUGUCAGGCACUGCCGUCCCCCGUUGGCAGCUCGCUCUGCUGGUCGGCGCGCCCAUAUUGCUCGGGGUGGGAGCCGUGUAUCUAUUCGACCGCAUGAGUCUUGUGGAUCAUGCCCGAGAAGCAAAUCGAAAAGGCAUCAACUACUUUAAUGCGGCCAAGUACCAGAACGCCAUCCACUGUUUCACAGAGGCCAUUGAACUCUGCCCCACUGAACGGAAGAGAGACCUGUCGGAGUUCUAUCACAACCGAGCAGGGGCGUAUGAGCAGAAGAUGAAAUGGACUGAGGUGGUGAAAGACUGCACAGAGGCACUAACGCGCAACCCACAUUACACAACAGCUUUCUUAAAGAGGGCCAAAGCUCAUGAGAAACUGGACAAUAAGAAAGAAUGCCUGGAGGAUAGCAUCGCUGCGUCAAUCUUGGAGGACUACCUGAACAUCGAGAAUAUGAUUCGGACAAGAAAAAUAAUCCGCCAGAUGGGAAAUGAGGGCCUAGACGAAUAUGAGAACCGAGAGUGGACGAUGCCUUCUCCUCAGUACAUCAAAUCCUACUUUGGUUCUUUCACCGAUGACAUAAUCUCACAGCCGCUGCAGAAGGGCGAGAAGAAAGAUGAAGACGAGGACAAUGAGGGCGAGGCCUCUGAGGUCACAGCUAGUCACCACCUGAGUUCGGGCUACCUGAAAGCCAAGCACUACAUGGAUGAGGAGGAAUACGAAAAAAUCAUCAGCGAAUGCACUAAGGAGGUGGACUCGGAGGGCCGCUACAUGGCUGAGGCGCUGCUCCUACGCGCCACCUUUCACCUGUUGACUGGCAACGUCGUGGCCGCUGAGGCCGACUUGGACCGCAUCAUCAAUAUGCAGGAAGCCAACGUCAAGCUGCGUGCCAACGCCCUCAUCAAGCGUGGGAGCCUAUACAACCAGACUCACGAACGCUUGCUUUCCAGAAAGCACUUCAACAUGGCAGCAGAGAUCGACGCAUGCAAUCCCGAUGUGUACCAUCACAGGGGGCAGCUUAAGAUGGUGCUGAACCAGUUUGAAGGAGCUGUAGAAGACUUUGACAAAAGCAUCCUGCUCAGAUCUGACUUUGCUCUCACCCAGGCGCAGAGGUCCUUCGCUCUGUUCACACACGAUUACACCGAGUUCUUCGGAACCGAAACAAAAAUGCAAGAAGCCCUGGAUGGAUGCAAGGACGUUAUCAAAAGGUUUCCCACUUGUGCAGAGGGCUACGCACUAUACGCUCAGGCUUUAACCAGGAUGAAACUGUUCGGAGAGGCAGACGAGAUGUACGACAAGUGUAUUGAAGUGGAACCAGACAACGCCACGCAUUAUGUUUACAAAGGAUUAUUACAGCUCCGGUGGAAACGAGACCUGGACUGGACAAGCAUGUCUGAGUUGGGCCUGGACCUCAUCGGAAAAGCCAUCGAAAUUGACAACAAAUGUGCCUUUGCUUACGAAUCAAUGGGAUGUGUCGAACUUCUAAGGGGUAAUUACGAUAAGGCAAUCGAAAUGUCCACCAAGGCUUUCGAUUUGGCUAAAACGGCGAAUGACGUGGGCACCCAUUACACAAAGCGCGAAGCAGCGUACGCCCACAGAGAGGUAUUCAGGAAGUACGGCAUCAGACUGGCAGAUAAGGUGUCAUUUUAAGAAUGGAAACGUUUCAAGACAGCCACUUCGAUUUUGACUGACAAAUUCCUCUGAUAUUCUUCAUCGAUACAUAUGGUGACCAAAGUAAAAUAGAACUUAAUGGAAAGAGAUGUGGUGCGUUUCUUUACUGUAUCAGGUUGUUUUUCAGUGGAAUGUACUUCAUAUAAAAUGUUUUUAAAAUACUGUGUGAAACAACUAGUGUGAUGGUUCAAAUUACUAAA